AUGAGUACUCCAUGCAAGCCUCAAGCCUGUGCCAUUCAAGCCUGUUUGACAAAAACUGGAUUUGACGAAAGUAAGUGCACUCAAGUCAUCGACCAGCUGUACGAAUGCUGUGGCAAAUUCUACCAAGAUAAAGGUACUGAUGCACGCACACCUUGCUGCCCCAUCCCAAGUUUAUUGAAACUAAAGCUGGAACAACGCAAUAAAGAGCCCUUGGACGCAAGACUGGUUUAG
This is a messenger RNA of Lachancea lanzarotensis, 231 nucleotides long. It is a transcript of the gene CMC4, whose product is annotated as LALA0S05e07558g1_1. Gene Ontology annotation, cellular component: mitochondrial intermembrane space. The record is from RefSeq and is a predicted model, not a curated record. Lineage: Eukaryota; Fungi; Ascomycota; Saccharomycetes; Saccharomycetales; Saccharomycetaceae. The transcript has 2 exons. The coding region runs from base 1 to 231 and encodes 76 amino acids.